AUGUCUGGAUUAAAUCCUUUCCGCCCUAAGAAGCCCGAGAAUACCUUCGCUGCUCCUGCUCCUGCGCCAGCGCCUCCUCUGCCUCCGUUCCAAUCUCAACCUCAGCCCUCCUUUACCUCGCAUCCCUCGAAGCCCGUUCCCUCCGUGACCUUCCCUUCCACCUCCUUCCGCUCAGUCCCUCGAACCCCUCCCGCAUCCUUGACCCCGGAUCCCGACGAUACGGCCUCCUCCGAUGACCAGUCUGCUUCGGAUCCCUUCCACCAGCACUCGUAUGCGACCGAUGACGAUGGAGAGGUGGAGGACCAAGAGGACAUUGAUGACUUAGACUUCAAACGCACCUACCAGGUCGCUCACCCACCUUCCCGGGACGAUGAUCGCUCCCAGCCAUCGAUCAGGACCGUU
Aspergillus niger is the source of this 402-nucleotide messenger RNA. RefSeq lists its product as uncharacterized. The record is from RefSeq and is a predicted model, not a curated record. Lineage: Eukaryota; Fungi; Ascomycota; Eurotiomycetes; Eurotiales; Aspergillaceae. The transcript has 2 exons. The annotation marks the transcript as partial.